UGUUUUUGUCGUAUUUAAUUUAAAAAGGCAAGACAGUUGUUUCAACGAAAUCACAUAAAUGUAAAAUAUGAUAGCCUGCCGCGCGUGUAGUUUGGAAUCUAGCGAUUUUACCUCCAUAUAUAGUAAAAGGAACAAUAUUACUCUAGCGGAAAUGUUGCGCACAUUAGUACCGGUUCAGCUGCCCGAUCCAGCUGAUGGUAUAUUGAUGGUAAUGUGUGCCGAUUGUGUCGAUAAAGCCAUAAGUGCCUAUGCAUUCGUGCAGACAGUUAUCCGUGCAGACAGCUGGUGGACAACAAAGCAACCGGAAUGGCAUUCAAUCGACAAAACAAUUCCCGAGACGGUAGCGCUAGACACCGCCGAAAUGGAUGAGCAUUACAGUGACGAGGAGUACCUUCUCGAUGAUGAUGAUUAUCAAGAUGGCUCUGAAUACAAUGGAAGGAACGAUGGUCAUGCGGAUGAUGGAACAGGAUCGGAAUCUGAUACGACCUCCCUAACGCAAAGCGUUGGUUUAAAGCAUGUAAAGUACUUUCCAAAGCUUGCCGGUGGUGAUCGUACCUUUCGUUGCUGUGGUCGCAAAUGCUGGCUGACCUUUACGUCCCGGAAAGAACUAGAAAAGCAUGGAACAGCCGUACAUGGUGUGCACCAGCGAGCACUUGAAUGGGAUGACACAUUCCAGUACGAGUGUACCGUAUGUUUAACCCGUUUCACCCACCGAAAGAAUCUCUUGACCCAUCUCCGCCGUCUUGUGCGAGAUUACCAGUGUCCAGUGUGCAGGGUUUGCUUUGAGCGACCCCGAUUAAAAAUGACCCACAUGAAGCAGCUGCACCCUAACUACCUCCGCUUGGCCGCUAGAAAAUCGUACUCACUCGAGGCUCAACCAUUGAAAAUAUGCUGUGGUUGCGGGGAACAAUUCGAAACGAUCGAUGAGUUGAUGACACAUGGGAAACAGAAACACGCCCCACCACAUGGCCAGGAGCAGGACGGCUUACGGAUGGAUACCAACAUUCAGUGUACCAUAUGCUACAAACGAUUUAAGACACGGGCCAACCUUCAGAAUCACCGACGGUCGGUGUAUGUGGGGAAACCGUUCACCUGUGGGCAGUGCGGGGAAGCUUUUACUUACCUCUCCCGACUAGAGGCACACGAACAAGGGCACGCACUGGAGCGAAGUUUUGUGUGCGAAACAUGCGGUACCGCAUUCAAGACGAAGGCAGGCUUGAUCGCACACGGUGCCAUACACCGGGAAAAAACGUUCCAGUGUACGGAAUGUGACUACCGUAGUAGUAAAUCGUCUCAUCUGACCAGCCACAUGAGGCGGCAUAGCGAAAACAAACCAUUCCCGUGUCAGCAGUGCCCGAAGCAGUUUCGAACCAAAUCGAAUCUGGUCAGCCACAUGCAGUCACACGCGGGGGACAAGUCGUACCACUGCCGAUAUUGCGACCGACAGUACAAGUACGUAAGCGACCGGACAAAGCAUGAGCGUCAGCACACCGGCCUAUUUCCGUACGGUUGCAGCGAUUGCGGGAAGAAGUUUGUACGGCCAUGUCUACUAAAGGCGCACGUGCAGGCUUGCAAAAAGAGGUCGGAAUGAAUAUAUUUGUGUAAAAC
Messenger RNA from Anopheles coustani, 1608 nucleotides. Its product is annotated as zinc finger protein OZF-like. NCBI's taxonomy places the organism in Eukaryota, Metazoa, Arthropoda, Insecta, Diptera, Culicidae. Bases 68 to 1591 code for a protein of 507 amino acids. Gene Ontology annotation, cellular component: nucleus. The record is from RefSeq and is a predicted model, not a curated record. Gene Ontology annotation, biological process: regulation of transcription by RNA polymerase II. The transcript is spliced from 2 exons. Gene Ontology annotation, molecular function: DNA-binding transcription factor activity; RNA polymerase II cis-regulatory region sequence-specific DNA binding; zinc ion binding.